AGGCAGCUCCAGUUAGUCACACAGAGGGAGUUCACUUUCCUUCUUUGUGAACCUGCUCCUUCUGGUCUUUUCCUCUUUUUUUUUCUCCUUCUGACACCCCACUAAGUUCCAGAGAAAAUGACAUCAAUGAAGACGACCAUUAGGACCAGUGGAAGCGUAGCUGGAGGCGGCUAUGGUGGUGGCGGCGGCGGCAGCAGGAGACCUUUCUCCAGCCAAUCUGCGAUCAUCUCGGGCGGAAGCCGCAUGAGCGGCGCAGCUCGGGCUGGUAGUGUGAGGGGUCUUGGCCAAGGUCUUGGUGGUGGCUCAAGCUACACCUACAGCUUUACUUCUGGCGGUGGUGGUGGCGGUGGUGGAAUGGGCUUAGGCGGUGGCCUUGGCUUCGGCGGUGGAGGUGGAGGUGGUGGUUUUGGCAGUGGAGCUGGUUUUGGCGGUGGUUAUGGUGGUGGCAGCGGUUUUGGUGGUGGCAGUGGUUUUGGUGGUGGCGGUGGUUUUGGUGGUGGCGGUGGUUUUGGUGGCGGUGGUUUUGGUGGCGGUGGCUUCGGUGGAGCUGGAGGUGGCCCCUUCAUUGCCCCCAUCACUGCCGUCCAAGUCAACAAGAGCCUGCUGGCCCCCCUCAAUCUGGAGAUCGACCCCAACAUCCAGGUCGUCCGCACUCAGGAGAAGGAGCAGAUCAAGACCCUCAACAAUCGCUUCGCUUCCUUCAUCGAUAAGGUGCGGUUCCUGGAGCAGCAGAACAAGAUGCUUGAGACCAAGUGGAGCCUUCUUCAGGAUCAGACCACCACCACCUCCAAUAUCGAUAGCAUGUACGAGGCCUACAUCGCUAACCUCCGCAGGCAGCUCGAUGGCCUGGGCAACGAGAAGGUCCGGCUAGAGGGUGAACUGAAGAACAUGCAGAACCUGGUGGAAGACUUCAAGAACAAAUAUGAAGAUGAAAUCAACAAGCGUGCCACAGUAGAGAAUGACUUUGUCCUGCUGAAGAAGGAUGUUGACGGCGCUUACAUGAACAAGGUGGAAUUGGAAGCCAAGGUUGACGCCCUUCAGGAUGAAAUCAAUUUCCUCCGGGCUGUCUACGAAGCGGAGCUGCUAGAGCUGCAGGGUCAGAUCAAGGACACCUCAGUGGUGGUGGAGAUGGACAACAGUCGCAACCUGGACAUGGACUCCAUCGUGGCUGAAGUGCGCGCCCAGUAUGAAGAUAUCGCCAACCGCAGCCGUGCAGAGGCUGAGUCGUGGUACAAACAGAAGUAUGAGGAGAUGAAGAGUUCCGCUGGCGUGUAUGGAGAUGACCUGCGCAACACCAAGGGCGAGAUUGCGGAGCUGAACCGCAUGAUUACCCGCCUGCAGAAUGAGAUCGAGGCAGUCAAGGGGCAGCGGGUUAACCUGGAGGGUCAGAUUGCGGAAGCUGAGGAGCGUGGAGAGUUAGCAGUGAAGGACGCCAAAGCUCGCAUUAAGGACCUAGAGGACGCCCUGCAGAGAGCUAAGCAGGAAAUGGCACGCCAGGUGCGUGAGUACCAGGAACUUAUGAAUGUCAAGCUGGCCCUGGACAUUGAGAUCGCCACCUACAGGAAGCUGCUGGAAGGAGAGGAGCACAGGAUCUCGACUGGAGGUGGAAGUGCCACUAUCCAUGUACAGCAGUCAUCCAGCGGCGGAGGCGGAGGCGGCGGCGGCGGAGGAUUCAGCCUGGAAUCUGCCCUUGGUGGUGGUGGAGGAGGAGGAGGUUAUGGCUACGGCCUUGGCGGUGGAGGUGGUGGGGGCUACGGCAUGGGCAUGGGCGGAGGCGGAGGCGGGGGCUACGGCAUGAGCGGGGGCGGAGGCUACAGCAUGAGCGGGGGCUCCGGCAUUGGAGGAGGCCUCGGCGGCGGAAUCGGGAGCAGUAGCUCCACCAUCACCAAGUCCAGGAUGACCACCUCUUCUUCUGCUAGACACUUCUAGAGAGGAGACCCCCCUAUCCCACAUCCCUACCUAAUGCUAGCCCAUGCACAUCCAUAAAUGCAAAUUAUGUUACUGUUUUUCCCCUUACAAAUAACGACAGAGCUUUCACUGGUCUCGAGUGCUAGGAACGUGCAUCCUGCCUAGAUUUUCACACAUGACGGCACAUUCUUGGGAAAGAAAAUACAAAGAGAUGAAAGUCAUUUUCUGUGGCUGGAAGCAACUUCGACAUCAUUUCCUCUUACAUUAAGUCAAGGCUGAGAAAAAUUCCAUAACAUGAUUUCCUUUCUUAAGUUUUAUUUCUUCCUUCAUUUCACCAACACAGAUCUAUGGAAAAAAAAAUUAACGAGAGAUAAAGCAGGACCAAGGACUGGUAAUGAGUGGCAAUGAAAUAUGUCACUGUUCCAAGGUAUUUGGAAUAGUAAAAGUCAAUGCUUGUGCAAUAGCAGGGAGUGACAGUGAAAUGGUAAGAGAACAACAGCUGUAACACUGAUCUCACACUGUGGUGCUGGCCAACCAUACUGCAGAUGUACCAGAAGCAGCUGUGAGAGGUGUCCUCUGCAUGUAGAGAGACCGACACACAGUCGGAUGUCAUAUUUCAGUCCACUUCUGUCCUAGUGCCCCUUGACUCUAUGGGGCCUUUCUGUGGCCAAAAUGGAAAUUCGAGGUGUCUUUUCCCACGAAGGAGGCGGUCUGUGCUGAACUAGCCUUAAGAAAUCCAGAGGGCCAAAUUCAGUUUUUGCUCGUUCACUUUUUUUUUUUUGCCAGGGACGACACCAGAAAGGGUUGUAAACGGCUUUCUUUUUUUGUUGUAUUUUGUUUCUUUGAAAUUUGAGCAAAAUAAAAAGCUGACUGUCAUGACCAGAUUUAUGCUAAAAUAAUUGACAAUGUAACACCAACAUCCUGAAUAAAUCUGAGUUGUACAAUUACA
Molecule: messenger RNA, 2857 nt
Organism: Paramormyrops kingsleyae
Lineage: Eukaryota; Metazoa; Chordata; Actinopteri; Osteoglossiformes; Mormyridae
Gene: krt5
Product: keratin 5
Biological process (GO): intermediate filament organization; keratinization
Cellular component (GO): keratin filament
Molecular function (GO): structural constituent of skin epidermis
Source: RefSeq, a predicted model, not a curated record